UCUUGUUACAUAUAACCGCCAUCGGAACUCAACUCCUGUUUUUAUAUAAACUCCUCAAAAAGCUUACAACAAAUCAUCUCUUGAUAAGUGUAAUGCUUUGAGAUUUAAGUAUACAUACGUAAACAAUGGAUGGUGGCAUGAAGGAGUCGUUGUCGUCGUAUUACGAGAUUCUCGGCGUUGCCGUUGAUUCUUCGGCGGAGCAGAUACGGCGGGCUUAUCACAAGCUUGCUAUGAAAUGGCAUCCUGAUCGGUGGACGAAAGAUCCUUUUAGAUCAGGGGAAGCUAAACGAAGGUUCCAGCAGAUUCAAGAAGCUUAUUCAGUGCUGUCGGAUCAGAAGAAACGAAGUCUUUAUGAUGCUGGACUCUAUGAUUCUUGUGAAGAUGAGGGAUACUUUGAUUUUGCUCAAGAGAUGAUCUCACUCAUGGCUCAAACUAGAAGAGAGGAGAAGCAAUACAGCUUGGAAGAGCUACAGACGAUGGUCGAUGACAUGGUCUGUGAGUUCCAAUCAGAACCACUGUUCCAAAACCAGUCAAUGGAAAUGAAUUUCGACCUAAACCAACCGGUUGAUUGGCGUUCACAGAUGUCUCUACCGGUUUCGAGCUUUGACUACUAUCCUCAAAGCAGCUACUGAACUAGAUCGAUUUGGGGAGAGCAAGAAUUUGAAUCCAUCAUAUUUUGAUUUGCAUUUCAUGGAGACUCGAACCCGUGACUAACGAAGUAUCACUGUCACACCAUGGACAGCACUAGCUUCAAAAUCUCCACACCUCGAUGACUUUUGGUACAAGAAAUAGGAUCCACGUUAGGGUUUUCACGUUUUGUUGUCUAAAAAUUUUGCUAGGGGAACAACGUAUGUUUAAGAAGCAUUGUAAAUUUGCGGUUUUCUAAGGCUUCUGUACUGUGACAACUUUUUUCAUACAUCAAAGAAUGCCAUUUGCUGAAAAUCUUUAA
Molecule: messenger RNA, 949 nt
Organism: Capsella rubella
Lineage: Eukaryota; Viridiplantae; Streptophyta; Magnoliopsida; Brassicales; Brassicaceae
Product: chaperone protein DnaJ
Exons: 4
Coding region: 126-632 (168 amino acids)
Source: RefSeq, a predicted model, not a curated record